CUGCAUUGGCCAGAAACUUCAUCCAGAUUUUCCGGCGUGGUUCCCCCUUGUCAGGACGAAGGGCCUGACAAGGACAGCUGUCGAGUCGUUCGGAGGUAACGAAAAACCCAGGCGUACACGUAAAAGAUCCCUUGACAGUUGAAAUUCGAUAUACGAGUAGGCCGUAGUGCCGCUGUCCGGGCAAAAUUUCCCUCAUAGCACACUGUAUGGCGUAUGCCCGUCUUCAUUAGCCCAGUUCGGAGCAGAACAGUAGGACGUUAAACCAUAUUUCAUUUCAUUUCAUUUUCGUUAGUUGUGGUCUACAUCCUGUUGAUGUGGGAUAACUCUACAUAGGUUGGACUGGAUAUUCAAAAUAAAAACAGCGAUGGCGACGGAAGAAGUAAAACCAGAACAAGUACUCUUGAAUACAGUUGCGCGGCCAGAAUUUACCAACAUAUCAUUAGAAGGAGAUUUAAAGCCUGUUAAGAAAAAGGUUCCAAGAAGAAUUAUCCACUUUAGUGAUGGCACAUUAGAAGAAUAUUCUACAGAUGAAGAUGAAGAGAAACCACCACCUAAACCAACUGUUGAUCCUAAAACAUUGACUUGGUUACCAUGGUUUUGGCACUAUUUUGUCGUGAGUGCAGCUUCAGCAUUAGGAGUGGCAGAUUUUUGUGGAGAAAAAUUAGCUUGGUUUUUUGGUAUAACUUCCCCUAAAUAUCAACAUGCAAUAGAUGAAUAUUAUAGACUUAAAGAAGAGGAUGAAGCAGAAAAACGUAGAACUGAAAAGUAUGAAGGAUCAACUCCAGAUUUGUCCAGUAUUAAUGUAGAGAAAAGUGGGGAUUCAAAAACUCCUACAAUGCCGCCUUCACCCUCAAAAAUAGGAGUAAACAAACAAGAAUAUCAAAAAUAUUAAUACUUUCUGAGAUUAUUUUAUCGUGGUGUGCAUGUGUGAUAUAAACAAUUGUUUUAUGCGCCAAUAUUUUAAGGUGGUCAUUUUUGUCCACAAUUACUAUUAACAACAUGGAGGAAAUAAUUACUUGAAAUUUUGAGAAAACAAAGAUUAUUUGUCCGCGAUAAAUUAUAUAAUCCAAAGAUUGUCCCUGUUGAUUAAUCUGCAAUCUGGUGCUACUUUAAUGCUGACACCCAUUUAGGUUGCGAAAUAUAUUUACAAAACUACACUGACGAAAUAUCUGUAGCAGCAAGUCUGUGUGGUGAGCACUGCAUAUUUUGUUGGACAAUAUGUUGUUCAAAAUUAAAUACAUUUAUUUUCUUUGGUGAAAAUAAUAAUGGAUCUUCAAACCAGAAAUCCCAGAGUAGAUCUAUUUCCAUGUUAAGAUUUCUAAUUACUCUGUCUUACUAUUAAAAAAAUGGCAAGACUGUGACAAUUUACCAUUGCAGCUUAGACCAUGAAGUUACUGGUGGGUGCAUCUUAUGUUGCUUAAUAAACUGUGUUUUUAAUUAUGCAAAACUUCUCUUGACAAAGUAUUAUAUUAUAAUCAGUGGGGGGACUUUUUACUUGUGUUCUGUUUUGUGGGUUUUUAUUGUGUCUGAAAUUAUUUAACAUUCCAUUUCAAAAUUUGUAUGAAUGUGAGCGAGUGAAUAAAAGUAUUAUUGACAAAAAUAUUCAUGUUUGCAUUGUUUCUAGUCUUGGCUACAUAAAUAGGUACAUAUGCAAGUUCAGUAGUGUUAUAUGUACACUGAGUAAUCAGCAUCAUAGGCGUACGGGGAAAUUUUUGACUGAGGGGGGGGGGGGGGCGGUGGUGGUUGGUGCCCAGCUCGUACGCCUCUGAUCAGGAUUUUAAAUGUUAACCCUGAAAGUUAAAAGUUCAACAAAAACUAUGAUAGGUAUAUACAUUGCAUGACAUCAAUAAUGUAUUAGAAUCUCAGGUAAUAAUUUUUCAUGCAGUUUUUAAAAUUUGAGACUAGGCCUAUUUGUACUGUACUGUGUUUGAAUGACAAUGAAGUAAGCAUGUUUUCAUAGUGUUCUUCUGAUUCUGUGUGUUGGAUUUAGACAUGGUGUGGCUCUUGGACAUUUAAAGCUUGGAGGACGCUUGUAAACCUAAACACCUAACAUUGAAAUUUAGGCUUUAAGUUAAAACUUAUUAAUUACCGGUACAUAUAAAUAUAAAGCCGUUUGAAAUCUACUCAUAAAAAAUUCUACACAAGCCAUUUAAAAAACUGCAGUAAUGAUUUAAAAGCAAAAUAAAAAAUCUUAAAUUGUGAGCUCCCUGUGAAUUGUAAGGCCCUCAAAUGUAGAUUGCUUAGCUUAUGUCUAAAUCUGGCACUGGUGAUUGUCCAUGUAAAUAAUAUGUUUCUAUUUAUUUAUGACUAAUAAAAUAUAUUACAUUGUA
Molecule: messenger RNA, 2330 nt
Organism: Patella vulgata (common limpet)
Lineage: Eukaryota; Metazoa; Mollusca; Gastropoda; Patellidae
Product: protein FAM177A1
Exons: 5
Coding region: 365-892 (175 amino acids)
Source: RefSeq, a predicted model, not a curated record